GUUUGGCUUGACAACAUGAAUUCACCUUACACAGCUGUGCAGUAUUACCCAGAGUUUCCCUUUCAUCGACUCAGGGACCCUUCGUCUCGUUUGUCCUGGAGAGAGAGCUCAUUCCUGACCACCAUGUCCCAGAAUCAGUCAGCACAGACAACGGACUUUUUCAGCCAAGAUGUGUUCAAUCAGCUGUUUGAUAUGCUGGACCAAUCUGCCAUCCAUUCAGCCCAGCCCAUUGAGCUGAACUUCAAAGACAGUCCAACUGAUGUGUCUGCAGGAAAUACCAUUCAGAUCAGUAUGGACUGCAUAACCAUGCAUGAGCCAGAUGAGACGCUCACUUCACAGUAUACAAACCUGGGACUGCUGAACAGCAUGGAUCAGAACAUUCAGAACGGCGGGUCAACCUCCACCAGCCCCUACAACAACGACCACGCACAGAACAAUGUGACAGCCCCAUCACCCUACGCCCAGCCCAGCUCCACCUUUGAUGCCCUUUCUCCCUCACCUGCCAUCCCAUCCAACACAGAUUAUGCCGGGACCCACACCUUUGAUGUGUCUUUCCAGCAGUCUAGCACCGCAAAGUCUGCCACCUGGACGUACUCGACAGACCUGAAGAAGUUAUACUGCCAAAUUGCCAAGACAUGUCCCAUUCAGAUCAAAGUCCUGACCAACCCACCCCAGGGCGCAGUUAUCAGAGCCAUGCCUGUUUACAAGAAAGCCGAACAUGUAACCGAGGUGGUGAAACGCUGCCCGAACCAUGAGCUUAGCCGCGAGUUCAACGACGGUCAGAUAGCUCCUCCGAGCCACCUGAUCCGUGUGGAGGGAAACAACCACGCCCAGUAUGUGGAGGACUCCAUCACUGGAAGACAGAGCGUAUUAGUUCCUUACGAACCUCCCCAGGUGGGGACAGAAUUCACCACAAUUUUGUACAACUUCAUGUGCAACUCGAGCUGCGUGGGCGGAAUGAACAGACGCCCAAUUCUCAUCAUUGUCACUCUGGAAACCAGAGAUGGUCAGGUAUUAGGCCGCCGGUGCUUCGAGGCCAGGAUCUGCGCCUGCCCGGGCCGAGACCGGAAGGCAGACGAAGACAGCAUCCGCAAGCAGCAUGUAACGGACGGCACAAAGAGCAAUGAUGGUACGAAGCGCCCCUUCCGCCAGGUUUCCCAUGGCAUACAGAUGUCCACCAUCAAGAAGAGAAGAUCUACAGAUGAGGAGGUUUUUUGUUUGCCUAUCAAAGGCCGUGAAAUUUAUGAGAUUUUGGUAAAAAUCAAAGAGUCUCUGGAACUCAUGCAGUUUCUGCCACAGCACACUAUAGAGUCGUACAGGCAGCAGCAGCAGAAUCUCCUUCAGAAACAGACUUCGAUGCAGUCUCAGCCCCCCUACGGCUCCUGCUCCCCAACUCACGGAAAAGUCAACAAGCUGCCCUCCGUCAGCCAGCUCAUCAACCCCCAGCAGCGUAACACACUCACCCCAUCCAGCAUGGCUGGAGGCCUGACUGACAUGACUCCCAUGAUGGGUACUCACAUCCCCAUGAACGACAUGAGUUCACUGAGCCCCACACACGCACUGCAGCCACAGCUACCCAUGGUGCCUUCCUCCCACUGUACUCCCCCUCCUCCAUACCCAAUGGACAGCAGCAUCUCCAGCUUCCUUAUACGGUUGGGCUGCGCAGGCUGCUUGGACUACUUCACAGCACAGGGCCUAACCAACAUCUACCAGAUUGAGAACUAUAACAUGGAGGACCUGUCCAGGAUGAAGAUCCCCGUUGAGUUCCAGCACAUCAUCUGGAAGGGCAUCAUGGAGCACCGACAGGCCAUGGAUUUUUCCCCACCUCCCCACAUUGUGCGCACCACCAGCGGGGCCUCCACCGUCAGCAUGGGCUCCUCCGAGGCCCGAGGCGAGCGCGUCAUCGACGCCGUGCGUUUCACCCUGCGCCAGACCAUCUCCUUCCCACCGCGCGACGAGUGGUCCGACUUCUCCUUCGACCUGGAUUCUCGCCGCAACAAACAGCAGCGCAUCAAGGAGGAGGGAGAGUAAGACGGCCUCCGUCUCACUCUCAAUGUUCCCAUUUCUCAUUUCACGCCCACUGUUGGAACAUUUCUUUUGAAAACAUGGUAUUAGUGCAAAUACUGCUGAGAACAAAAUUCAUAUUCAAAUGGGAGUGCACUUAUUUUCUGUAUUGUUCUGGUUCUCGUUAUCGCCGAGGAGAAAUACACGGUGUUGAGCAAAGGUGCAUUUUAUUGUUUUCUAAUUUCUUGAGAGCACUUAAGAAAUGCUGAGGAUUUCAAGUAUGCUUUGAGUUUUUAAAUGUUCAUGAUUCAUUCCCAUGUUAAAGCAUGACUGGAAACAAAACUGGCAUUAGGGCUUAUUAGGGCUUCUACUUCUGCUAUGGGCCAUAGCAAAAGUGUAUUUUAAUAUGUAAUAGACUUUUACGUUUUCACCGUUAUGGUUGUGCAAAUUAGUCAAGUACACUGGUUUUCAUUUGUGGCAGAAGUCAGCAUUGAUUGUAUACAUUUCAAACAUUUCCUGUCAGAAGUAUUAUGUCAAUUCAUGGGCAAUUUGUUUUUCUGCUGUACCUUCUAUAUUUACUUUUUUAUGUCUAUUGUGAGACCAAUGCAUCACCUUUUUGUGUCAGGUUGUGAAGUAUGUGUUUAAGUGACAGAUGGUCAUUCAUUUGAUGUAGCCAUAUAGAGGCCUAAUAGUAAAAUACUAUGACUGAUGUUUUUUAAUUCAUGAACCAUGUUUUGGUAAAAGGUUUAUUUCAUUUGAUAACAUGCCAAAACCUGAUAUAAAUGUAUAUAAAUUUGUAUAGUUCUUUUUUGAAAGUCUCCCUAAAGAAAAUGCAUGAUUUUCAUCAUGGAACAAAGUAUACAGAUGUGAAUAUUGCCUGGUAGCCUUACCAGUAAGAACAAUGUUUGUAUUAAUUCAAAGAAGUGCAUACAGUAUGUGCGUACUACACUAGCCCAAUGUUUAACUUUGUCUCAAGUAGCCAGCAUUAUCAGAAAGCAGAGACUAUCUGCAUUUUCAUAUUUUUGUACAAUGUCUUGUAAAUAAGUUGCAAUAUACCAAGGGUAUUUUGAUAUAAAUCUGAAAUAAAUAUCCAUACUUGCUGUAAUA
Perca fluviatilis (European perch) is the source of this 3111-nucleotide messenger RNA. It is a transcript of the gene tp63, whose product is annotated as tumor protein p63. Bases 16 to 2031 code for a protein of 671 amino acids. The transcript has 14 exons. Lineage: Eukaryota; Metazoa; Chordata; Actinopteri; Perciformes; Percidae. Gene Ontology annotation, molecular function: protein binding; DNA-binding transcription factor activity, RNA polymerase II-specific; RNA polymerase II cis-regulatory region sequence-specific DNA binding. The record is from RefSeq and is a predicted model, not a curated record. Gene Ontology annotation, cellular component: nucleus. Gene Ontology annotation, biological process: apoptotic process; protein tetramerization; regulation of transcription by RNA polymerase II.